GUCAAAGAUCUGCAACCCGAAGGGCACUUUUCUCUCUCUUCAUAUGACGGUCAAGAUUUGUUCUUUAUUGAAAUGCCAUUUUUUUUUGUUUGCAUUUAUAAUGAUAUCUUAAAGAUUGUUGAUGUAGAACUUAUGAGGAAGGCCUUUAGUGUAAAUAAUAGUUUUAUGUAUUGGCAAGAAUGGGAAUUAUUUGUAGGACAUCACAUUGCCUUUCGUAUCAAUCUGGCCAUUAAAAUGAGGGAAAAUGAGCUAUCCCUUCGAAAUCUACAUCCUGGUGCUUAUGGAACGAAAGAAAACUUGGAUAUUGUUAUGAAAUUGAAAGAGCUUGGUAUAUGGGAGGCGUCAAGAGAGCAAUUUCCAUUAAAUUUAAAUUUGACAGAUAAUUCUGAUGGUUCGAAGAUCCCCUGGGAUAAUGGGCAUUGUGUUGUUGUUAAUGGUACUUCUGCUGAACCAAGAAACAUAUUUUAUGUUAUGGAAGAUGUAUCUGGAGUUUUUUAUAUUAUAAUGUGUCAAAACAAAAACAAAUGGGAUUAUGGCUCAAAUAAGAUGACUGAGAAAAAUGUUAGUGAUGAAGACGAGAAGAAUUUUAAUAGCGUCAAACAUUCUGAGCUUCAUGGGAUUAAAAUCAUAACGAUCAUAUUUACUACACAACCAUAUGAGGGGAGUGAAAAUUUACCAGAAAUUCUGAUUGUUUCAAAGGACAAUUUUAAGAGCUACUUUGGCCCCGUUUUUUCAGCACGAGCCACAUUUUUUCUUACUAGGGAUAUUAAUCCCAAUUUUUGGGAUAUAAAUGGGUUGAAAAAUACUAUUAAGGGUAUUGGUGAUGAUUCUAUUAAUACUGUUAUUGCAAAACGGCCAUAUAUUAGUGAGGAUCAUUUUCAUAAUGUGAACCCAAAGGCGGAUAAAAGGCACAAAUUAGACUUUUUCCCAUUUGAUAUACAAGGCACUGAAAUAUACAGGGACUGUAUGCACCCGAUCAUUUAAUCAAAAAUUAGGGAUAUGCUCUGAAAGAAUCAAGCUUUAGUCUUCUUGUAGGUGUUAUGUUUGCUUUAGGCUUUAUAUCAAUGUUUUAAAGUAUAACAAAAAAAAAUCUUUUAAUGUAAGAAUGAUUAGUUUUAUUGCUAUAAUAAAUUUAAUGCACAAGUAUUAA
Messenger RNA from Rhizophagus irregularis DAOM 181602=DAOM 197198, 1150 nucleotides. RefSeq lists its product as uncharacterized. The record is from RefSeq and is a predicted model, not a curated record. Lineage: Eukaryota; Fungi; Glomeromycota; Glomeromycetes; Glomerales; Glomeraceae.